AUGUUUAUGAGCAACUGUAAAUGUGAAUUCAGCAAUCCAGAAAGCACAAUUAUUGAUGUGUAAUGAUUUUUAUGUAGUUACAGUGCACUGUACGUGUUCCUUCGUACCUACUGCCAGACCUCAGCCUUCCACAUCUACAUACUCAACUUGGCCGCGUCAGACCUGCUGUGUGUCAGUACAUUACCCCGGGUGCUCUACUACGUCAACAAAUGGCAGUGGAACCUAGGUGACUUUCUCUGCCGGCUGAGUUUUUAUGCACUGUACGUGAACCUCUACUGCAGUGUUUUCUUUAUGAUGGCCAUGAGUUUUACUCGCUUCCUGGCCAUUGUGUUCCCGGUGCAGAACCUGAGGCUAGCCACUGAGAAAAAGGCAUGGAUAGUUUGCCUGUGCAUUUGGGUCUUCAUUUGCUCCACCAGUUCACGCUUUCUCCUCACUGGUGAGCAAAAAGAUCCAAGGACUAACAAAAUCAAGUAUUUUGAACCACCAGAAAGGGAUGGCAGCAUAAACAAGCUAAUCAUGUUGAAUUACUUUUCCCUGGUUGUGGGUUUCAUUAUUCCCUUCUUGGUAAUCUCGCUGUGCUACGCCAGUAUCAAACAAACAGCGUUACAAGGCUACAACAAGGCUAGUCGAAUGAUUGUUGUGGUGAUGUUGGCUUUCUUGGUCAGUUUUAUGCCCUAUCAUAUUCAACGCACGCUGCAUCUGCACUUCAAAAGCCGCAACGAUACCACUUGUGAGGAGGUUAACUAUAUGCAGAAAUCUGUGGUGAUCACCCUCUGCCUGGCUACUGCCAAACCGAUGCUGUAUUUUUUCUCCGGAGAGAAUUUUAGACACCGCCUGUCCUCCGUCCGCAGGAUCUCUGUAAACGGGCGGUACCAUCACAGCCGCCACACUCUCUGAAGCUCCCCGCCUGUGGAGGAGAGUGAACUGCAGGGCUGUAAUGGCUCAAGCAAACAUGGCAAAUGA
This is a messenger RNA of Myxocyprinus asiaticus (Chinese sucker), 963 nucleotides long. RefSeq names its product cysteinyl leukotriene receptor 1 (gene cysltr1). The record is from RefSeq and is a predicted model, not a curated record. NCBI's taxonomy places the organism in Eukaryota, Metazoa, Chordata, Actinopteri, Cypriniformes, Catostomidae. Gene Ontology annotation, cellular component: plasma membrane. Gene Ontology annotation, molecular function: leukotriene receptor activity. Gene Ontology annotation, biological process: G protein-coupled receptor signaling pathway.